Penaeus chinensis is the source of this 2818-nucleotide messenger RNA. Its product is annotated as platelet glycoprotein Ib alpha chain-like. Gene Ontology annotation, cellular component: membrane. Lineage: Eukaryota; Metazoa; Arthropoda; Malacostraca; Decapoda; Penaeidae. The coding region runs from base 1 to 1011 and encodes 336 amino acids. The transcript has 6 exons. The record is from RefSeq and is a predicted model, not a curated record.
AUGUAUGGCUUCAAGUUCUUGGUCACUCAACUCAAGACUGUAACUGAACUUGCAUUUUUCACGGGGAUUAUUAAAAAAAUUGAUGUGGAAAACGGCAUUCCUUAUGAACCAACUACCACCACUCCUGAACCAACCACUACCACACCAAAACCUACCACUACCACACCAGAACCUACCACUACCACUCCUGAACCUACAACCACCACACCAGAACCAACUACCACCACUCCUGAACCAACCACAACCACACCAGAACCAACCACAACCACACCAGAACCAACCACAACCACGCCAGAGCCAACCACAACCACCCCAGAACCAGUGACCACUUCAGCUCCUGAUACGAACUUCAACUAUAAUGUUACCGAGAAUAAUGUCACCUGUGUUAUGGUACAGGGAACCAUCUCCUUUACAGUCAAUUACACUACAAACACCAAUAAAACUGAAGUGGUCACAGUGACUGUCCCAGAACAUGGAGGAACUGUGACUGGGUCCUGCAAUGGAACUGAAGGUGAACAGUACAUCGAGAUCACCUGGGGUGCUGUGAAUGAAACCUCUUCAACCAGAAUGACCUUCAACAGGACAAAGAACUUGUGGUCAUUGAUCAAUUUUACAGCAACUGUAUUCAUGGGCAAGAACUUUGUAAAUGCAACUAUUUAUGGUGAAAAGUUGGAUCUUGUGAUGAACUACAACUUCAGUCCUCUUGAAAUUGAUGUCAACCGUAGUUUCAACUGCCAUUCACAUCUGUCUGCUUUCAACGUGACUGGAACUCUGGAUAAGGCAGAGUACGAACUUCCUCUGGCAUCUGACUUGACUAACAUCCAGAUUCAAGCAUACAAUGAAAUUGUUGGAGAAAAGGACUUCGUCGAUUCUGUUCACUGCACGGCUGAUAACACCUCCGAUAUUGUGCCGAUUGCCGUGGGCUGUGCCCUGGCUGGCCUGGUGGUUAUAGUCUUGAUUGCUUACCUUGUAGGACGCCGCCGACGAUCUGCUGCAUAUCAGUCAGUUUAGGAUAUUUUGUUAAAUGUAGGUUAAUUUGAUUACAUAUUGAUACUGUACAGCUAUUAGAAAUGUGACAAACUAUGUGAAUUGUCAAGAAAUUGAAUUAUAUAAUUUGGAGUAAGAUUAAUUUGUUACUGUGAUAGUUAAGAUGUAAAUUUUCUCUUACCAAUGUUUCUUUAAAGUUGCAUAGCUGUAGUUCAGCUAAAUUUGCACCUUUGUUAUCUUGAUCAAAUUUAUGAAGGAUAUAAGAAUGGUCUGUCAUGCUACUGUGAAAUCUGGACAUCAAUCAGAUUACUACCAGAUUUUUUUUUUUUUUUUUUUUUUUCGGGGGGGGGGGGGGGGGAUGCUAGAUUGAACUGGUCAAACCAUUAUUUUCUAAAUUGCAACUUUGAUAAUCCAGUAAAGGUUGUGGUACCUGACUGAAAAGUCAGUCUGUAAGAGGGUAUUUUGGGUGGGAGUGGGAGGGAAGAGAAAAAAAAUCUGAAGAACCUCGACCUGGGACAGUUCAACAUGGUAGCAGUUUUCAGUACCCCUUGGAAGGGACUAUGGGACUUCCUAUAAUGUUUAUAUUUCUGAUCCAGCCUUCUUCGUAAAUGGGAAAACAGGACACCUGCUUAUAAAAGGGGUACUAGAAGAUAAUCAAUACAGCCUACGAUUUUCUUCUGUCAAAUAAUUUAACCUCCAUGUACAUAAUUGAGAGCUCUAUAUUUCCCACAAAAUUCUUUAAGGAAUAUUUACGGAAGUUCUUUGGAAAGUGUGAAUGGUGUGUGAUUGAAGCAAGUGAUAUUUUUGUAUUUGUCAUUCCAGGUGAGAAUGCUGCCCUUAAUGAUUUUUGUUAAUUUGUUAUUCAGCUUAGAUCUGAUUUGAUAAUUGACAUUAAUAGCCAUUUCCAGAAACUUUUGAAAGUUGGGGAAUAACUAGAGGCAGGUUCAUUUGGGGGUGUUACCGAGAGUGGCUGGAUGAUCCAAAAGACCGGAAUUUAAUUCAGAAUGAUGAACUGUUAAUUCUGUUAAAGGUUGGCUUUUUGGUGCUUCUAAUAUUUGGCUACUUUUCGUUGUUGGCAAGGUGAAAUCAAAUUCUGUAAUGCAUCUGUUAGCUUUCAACUUUAUCCAGCUGUUUAUGGGUAUGUAAACCAAUAUUUAUGCUGAAAUGGCUGUUGAUGUUUCUGGUAUAGUACUGUACGCGAGGUAUUUUAGGGUGGCUUCAGUUAACUUUUUUUAUAUAUAUACAUAAUUUUAUGUUUUUGAAUGUUCUGAUUGGUGUCUGUAUCCUGUCCAAAUAGUGAUUGCCUUUGCAUGCAUGCCAAGAGGAGUGUAUGUAAAGAAAUUUCCUUUUUUUUCAAAGGAAUUGUAUGGCAGAUUAUUAAUUUAUGAUGCAACAUUGAGCAUUUGCCUCAAUUGUUGCCUUGCAUUGUAAGAAAACCAAUCGAGUGGUGUCCAGCGGAAUUGUUGAAUGGUAGUCACUACAUUCCAGUGAUCAAGAUUUAAGGAAGCUCUAAUGAAAAAUCUACAUAAUAUAAACAAAAGGAAAUUUUAUUGAAGCAGUUUGUUAAAAAUGUAUAUAUAUACACACCAUGGAGUAACCAUAUUUGAUCAUUCGCAACACUGGUUCUGAAGGGUAUCCUUGGCCAAAUUGUAAACUGAAAAUUUGUAUUCGAAGUCUUGGGUUUGUUAAAGAUUAAUGUUAGCUUUUCAAAACUGAAAGCCUUAUUUUCAUUAUUCAUCUAAUACCCGAGACUUAAAUAUAUAAAAAUUGUUAUGGAGAGCUAUUUUAUCAUGUAAACUGUUUGUAAAUUUUUCAUUAAAGUUAAAUUACA